This is a messenger RNA of Ailuropoda melanoleuca (giant panda), 2484 nucleotides long. It is a transcript of the gene BRSK2, whose product is annotated as BR serine/threonine kinase 2. Gene Ontology annotation, biological process: intracellular signal transduction; protein phosphorylation. Gene Ontology annotation, cellular component: cytoplasm. The record is from RefSeq and is a predicted model, not a curated record. The transcript has 23 exons. The coding region runs from base 1 to 2484 and encodes 827 amino acids. Lineage: Eukaryota; Metazoa; Chordata; Mammalia; Carnivora; Ursidae. Gene Ontology annotation, molecular function: protein serine/threonine kinase activity; ATP binding.
AUGGUUAUUUCCCCGCGUGAGUGUGAGUCCGUGCGCGUGCGUGAGAGAGAGAGCCGCCGUGGGAAGGACUCUGCGCGCUUCCACCGGCACCAGAGUUGGGGCUGCACCUGCAACGCUCCUUCCCUCUGCGAAGCUGCUAGCGGCAAAGGGGUGGCUGCUGCUCCCGGUGGUGGAGAAGCGAACGGAUUUCAUAGCUGGCUUGGCCUUGUGAAGCUGGGAAUUCACUGUGUCACGUGCCAGAAAGUGGCCAUCAAAAUCGUCAACCGGGAGAAGCUCAGCGAGUCUGUGCUGAUGAAGGUGGAGCGGGAGAUCGCCAUCCUGAAGCUCAUCGAACACCCUCACGUCCUGAAGCUACACGACGUUUAUGAAAACAAAAAAUAUUUAUACCUGGUGCUAGAACACGUGUCUGGUGGGGAGCUCUUCGACUACCUUGUCAAGAAGGGGAGGCUGACCCCCAAAGAGGCCCGGAAGUUCUUCCGGCAGAUCAUCUCCGCGCUGGACUUCUGCCACAGCCACUCUAUAUGCCACAGGGACCUGAAGCCGGAAAACCUGCUCCUGGACGAGAAAAACAACAUCCGGAUCGCCGACUUCGGCAUGGCCUCGCUGCAGGUUGGCGACAGCCUGCUGGAGACCAGCUGCGGAUCCCCCCACUACGCCUGCCCCGAGGUGAUCCGGGGGGAGAAGUAUGACGGCCGCAAGGCAGACGUGUGGAGCUGCGGCGUGAUCCUGUUCGCCCUGUUGGUGGGGGCGCUGCCCUUCGACGACGACAACCUGAGGCAGCUGCUGGAGAAGGUGAAGCGAGGCGUGUUUCACAUGCCGCACUUCAUCCCGCCCGACUGCCAGAGCCUGCUGCGCGGCAUGAUCGAGGUGGACGCCGCCCGGCGCCUCACGCUAGAGCACAUUCAGAAACACAUAUGGUAUAUAGGGGGCAAGAACGAGCCAGAGCCAGAGCAGCCCAUCCCCCGCAAGGUGCAGAUCCGUUCGCUGCCCAGCCUGGAGGACAUUGACCCCGACGUGCUGGACAGCAUGCACUCGCUGGGCUGCUUCCGGGACCGCAACAAGCUGCUGCAGGACCUGCUGUCCGAGGAGGAAAACCAGGAGAAGAUGAUUUAUUUCCUCCUCCUGGACCGGAAAGAAAGGUACCCGAGCCAUGAGGAUGAGGACCUGCCCCCCAGAAAUGAAAUAGACCCUCCCCGGAAGCGUGUGGACUCCCCAAUGCUGAACCGGCACGGCAAACGGCGGCCUGAACGCAAGUCCAUGGAGGUGCUCAGCGUGACAGAUGGUGGCUCCCCAGUGCCCGCGCGGCGGGCCAUCGAGAUGGCCCAGCAUGGCCAGAGUAAAGCAAUGUUCAGUAAAAGCCUGGAUAUCGCUGAAGCCCACCCCCAAUUCAGCAAAGAAGACAGGUCCAGGUCCAUCAGCGGCGCCUCCUCGGGCCUGUCCACCAGCCCGCUGAGCAGCCCCCGGGUGACCCCUCACCCCUCUCCAAGGGGUAGUCCCCUCCCCACCCCUAAGGGGACGCCCGUGCACACGCCCAAGGAGAGCCCGGCGGGCACGCCCAACCCCACACCACCGUCCAGCCCCAGCGUCGGAGGGGUGCCCUGGAGGACGCGGCUCAACUCCAUCAAGAACAGUUUCCUGGGGUCACCCCGCUUCCACCGCCGGAAACUGCAAGUUCCGACACCCGAGGAGAUGUCCAACCUGACCCCGGAAUCAUCUCCAGAGCUCGCCAAGAAGUCCUGGUUUGGGAACUUCAUCAACCUGGAGAAGGAGGAGCAGAUCUUCGUGGUCAUCAAGGACAAGCCCCUGAGCUCCAUCAAAGCGGACAUUGUCCACGCCUUCCUGUCGAUCCCCAGCCUCAGCCACAGCGUCAUCUCCCAGACGAGCUUCCGGGCCGAGUAUAAGGCCACGGGGGGCCCGGCUGUGUUCCAGAAGCCAGUCAAGUUCCAGGUGGACAUCACCUACACGGAGGGCGGGGCGGCGCAGAAGGAGAACGGCAUCUAUUCCGUCACGUUCACGCUCCUGUCAGGCCCCAGCCGCCGCUUCAAGAGGGUCGUGGAGACCAUUCAGACCCAGCUACUGAGCACACAUGACCAGCCCUCUGCCCAGCAUUUGUCAGACACCACUAACUGUAUGGAAAUGAUGACGGGGAGGCUUUCCAAAUGUGACGAGAAGAACGGGCAGGCGGCCCAGGCCCCCAGCACGCCCGCCAAGCGGAGUGCCCACGGCCCCCUCGGUGACUCCGCGGCCGCUGGCCCCGGCCCUGGAGGGGACGCCGAGCACCCGACGGCCAAGGACACGGCCAGGACAGGGCCGCCCGCCGCCCGGCUGCCCGGCCUCCUGUCAUACGGGAGCACCUGGGAGCCCAUCUACCACACAGCCCUGAGGAUGGGCGAGGAGCACUCCCAGGCCUCCCACGCAGGCACUCUCGCCCCGUAUGUGAAGAUCAGGCAGAGCGUGGCCACUGGGCGUGGCAGCAGGGCUUGA